UCGGCUUUAACUUCUCGCGUGAUAGUUACUCGAUUGGGGUUUCAUCCGAGUGUUGCCUUUGACAUGGCCUCCAUGGAGAUGACGGCGCUCGCGGCUUCUCCCAGCGACGAACUCGAGCAGGCCAGCACCGAGCCGACCGUUGCCGGAACCGUUAACGAUGCGUUGGAUAUUGACGGAUUUGGCGGAAAGCGAAAGAGGGACGAGGAGGCGGAGGAGAAAGGAGGGGAAGAAGAAAGUGCUCGGGACGCCGGCGAUAGGGUCCCAUACUGGAAAACGAGUCUUUGCUCGUUUUACAGAAGGAAGUCCGGUCGAGAGGGGUGUAGCCAUGGAGACUCUUGCCGCUACGCACACGGCGAGGCGGAGCUCCGCCCUCGCCCGGAUAAGACGUGGGACCCGACCUCAGAGCGGGCCAAGAAGAUCCUUAGGGAUGGCAAUGAUGGAAAUGAGGAUUCUUUGGCGCCCGAGGUCCAAGGCAUGGCAGUUGAUCUUACUUCGCUUGAUAAAUGCCUCAUUGGUCUGCCCAGGAAAUGGUCAUCAGACAACCUGAAGAGCUUCCUCGAUGGUCAGGGAAUUCUCUGUAAAACAGCUAAAAAGAAGAAGGGUAUGAGUGUGGGUUUUGUGACAUUUGACAAUACGGAACAGCUAAAAAGGGCAAUUGAGGUAUUGAAUGAGAACGCUACAUCUGGGCAAAAACAAAUAAAAGUUGCAGAUGCAAACCGCAGGUCUUAUCAAACGAAAGUUGAAAAACAAAUCCCUCCAAAUCAAAAUAAAGGGCAAGUUGUGAAUGGGGAACUAUGCACUAACUAUGCCAUGCCUUCAUACUCAUUUGAGGCUGAUGAUUCAGUUGGAAAAGACACUACCAUAGGGGAAGGUUUUGCUUCAGUGACAAAAACUGCACGUGAUGUGGUUACUCCAUCGGCUGAUAUACCGUAUAGUGAUCAGUUGGAACAGAAGAUGAAAACUCUUACUCAAACACUUAAAAAACUUACCCGGAAUGCACGCAAAGCUUGUCCUCCCUCUGUUUCUUUGCCAGAAUGGAUAAUGAAAUCUAGGGAAGCUGGUGGUCUUCCUUGCAAACUUGAGGGCAUAUUGGAAUCACCGUUAACCAAUGGGUAUCGGAACAAAUGCGAGUUUUCAGUUGGUUACUCAUUGCAUGGUAAACCAACUGUUGGCUUUAUGGUUGGAAGUUUCAGGGAGGGGAUAACAGCAAUUGAAGAACCUAUCAACUGCCCAAAUGUGUCUAGAAUAUCCUAUGAAUUUGCUUUGGCCUUUCAGGAGUUUCUACAGUCAUCAGCAUUGCCUGUAUGGAACAGAAUUGAGAAUAAAGGAUUUUGGCGUCAGUUUACAGUUCGGGAAGGAAGGAAAUCCAGCCAGGUGACCGUUAACAAAGUUGCAGAAAUUGAGAUUGCAGAGGUCAUGUUAAUAAUUCAGGUUUGUUCAACUGAUGUGGAUGAAGAAGUAAUGAAAAAUGACUUUCAGAGAAUGGUCCAGACACUUGUACUUGGAGCAGCUGCUUGUUCUCCUCCACUUCCUCUCACAGUAAUAGUUGUCCAGGAUUAUCAAGGGAUAUCAAAUGCCGCUCCUGCUGAUUGCCCUUUGAUCCCAUUGAUGAUACCAAAAGUAGAACCAAUUCCAUCAGAUGAUAAACAUGCAAUUGAAGCAAGAAUUCAUGAUUAUAUAAGCAAUCUCUGCUUCUCCAUAUCGCCCACAGCUUUUUUCCAAGUUAACACUCUUGCUGCAGAGAGAUUGUACUCACUGGCUGGUGAUUGGGCUGAUCUCAAUAGAGACACAUUACUUUUUGACAUAUGCUGUGGGACAGGAACAAUUGGACUCACCUUAGCCCACCGUGUUGGCAUGGUUGUCGGUAUUGAAAUGAAUGCAUCAGCAGUUUCAGAUGCACAAAGAAAUGCAAUGAUUAAUGGAAUAACGAAUUGCAGGUUUGUCUGCAGCAAGGCAGAGGAUAUAAUGGGGGCCUUACUGAAGGAGUAUCUUGAUGUUCCAGAGCAUAAUGGCAGUAUUUCUGGGAUCAGUUGUAAAGGUGUAGAAGGCUCUGUUGAGGAAAAAAUAAAGGAUGAUUCAGUGGCAUCUGAAGGUCCAGAUGAGGAUUUAAAUGACUCUUCUGAAGGAAACUGCUCAACAGAUCAUAGCGAUGUUACCAGGAAUGAUCAAGUUUGCAAAACGAUGAAUCUGCACAUCUGCACUUCUAAAGACAAGGAUGGAGCAGAUAUACCUCAAUUUAAGAAUGUUGUUGCUAUUGUUGAUCCACCACGAGUUGGACUUCAUCCUGUUGUGAUCAAAUCUCUAAGGACUCAUCCACGCAUAAGGCGACUUGUCUAUAUCUCUUGUAAUCCCGAAAGUUUGGUCGCUAAUGCCAUUGAGCUUUGCACUCCAACUGCCGGUGAGCCAGAGAAAGCAAAAGGCAAUAGAGGAUGGCGGAAAAUGAGCAGUGCCGGCCUUGCCCGGCAUCGGACUAAAUCAAUGCCCAAGUCAGAGCCAUUCCGCCCAGUCAGGGUGAUGGCAGUGGAUAUGUUUCCGCAUACUCCCCACUGUGAGAUGGUGAUGCUUCUCGAGCGCUAAACAUGUUUUCUUACAGAAAUUUCUCAUUCUACAUUGUAGAGUUAUGUUUGAUUUAGUAGGCUAAAUUAUAACCAGAGGUGGUUUCCAUCAAUGAGUUUUUGCAAGUAGUCGAGUAGCUCUUGCAGUAUUCUCUGAUUAAGAUGUACACUGUUACAUUAGAUGCCGUUGCUGUUUAAUUCAAGCAUAGCUCUGAUUUUGUCGUCA
This is a messenger RNA of Zingiber officinale, 2781 nucleotides long. Its product is annotated as zinc finger CCCH domain-containing protein 24-like. The transcript is spliced from 15 exons. Gene Ontology annotation, molecular function: metal ion binding; RNA methyltransferase activity; nucleic acid binding. Bases 64 to 2577 code for a protein of 837 amino acids. Gene Ontology annotation, biological process: RNA processing. NCBI's taxonomy places the organism in Eukaryota, Viridiplantae, Streptophyta, Magnoliopsida, Zingiberales, Zingiberaceae. The record is from RefSeq and is a predicted model, not a curated record.